Pseudophryne corroboree (corroboree frog) is the source of this 4716-nucleotide messenger RNA. RefSeq lists its product as uncharacterized. Bases 176 to 4495 code for a protein of 1439 amino acids. The transcript is spliced from 15 exons. NCBI's taxonomy places the organism in Eukaryota, Metazoa, Chordata, Amphibia, Anura, Myobatrachidae. The record is from RefSeq and is a predicted model, not a curated record.
CCCUUUCCAAACAAACUUCCGCUCUUUCCUCUUCACGGACUCUCAGCUACUUCCGGGUGUUGGGUUUACAGAGAGGAGACUUCGCUGUGUCCGGCAGCCGCAAACAUUCCAGCUGUGAGGAACCGGAGUGUUUACUACAAGUCGCACGUCCUGCAUUCUCACUGAUUCACUGAGGAUGGACAAUGACAAGAGUCACAAGGCUGAGAGGAUAAUAAAUAUCACCCUGGAGAUCAUCUACCUGCCGACUGGGGAGGAUUACACAGUAGUGAAGAAGACAUCCGGUGAGUGUGAGACUCCCAGAAGCCGUCCUCAUGUGUCAGGAAAACUGAGCAGGACCCAGAGCUCCAUCACGGUGCCUCCACCUCACUCACUGAUACAUGAGAGGCAAAAUUACCAGGAGAUCCUGGAACUCAUCAACAAGAUCCUGGAACUCAUCAACAAGAUCAUUCAGCUGCUGACUGGAGAGGAGGGGGAGGAUAUAGAGGAACACAGGAGUCUGUACAAGGACGUGAUGAUGGAGAAUCACCGGCCCCUCACAUCACUGGAUGGGCCCAGUAACAGAGAUACCCCAGAGAGAUGUCCCCGUCCUCUGUAUUCCCAGGAUUGUACAGAGGAGAAUCACAGGACCCCACAGGAGGAUCAGGGUGAAGACGGAGAAGACACGUAUGUGACUGAUAUAAAGGCAGAAGAUAUAGAGGGAGAAGAAGAGACGUAUGUGACUGAUAUAAAGACAGAAGAUACAGAGGGAGAAGAAGAGACAUAUGUGACUGAUAUAAAGGCAGAAGAUGUAGAAGGAGAAGAAGACACGUAUGUGACUGAUAUAAAGGCAGAAGAUAUAGAGGGAGAAGAAGAGACGUAUGUGACUGAUAUAAAGGCAGAAGAUACAGAGGGAGAAGAAGAGACGUAUGUGACUGAUGUAAAGGCAGAAGAUUUAGAGGGAGAAGAGACGUAUGUGACUGAGAUGAAGGCAGAAGAUACAGGGGGAGAAGAUGAGACAUAUGUGGGCUAUGAUCAGCAGUGUAAGGAGGAGGAAAUCCCUACAGAUAUCAGCACGGCAGGUGGAUGUAGCAGCCGUAAUGUCUCAGAGGACCAUCUCGUUUUAUCUCUGAAUUGUGAAAUAGAUGAUGAUGAUGAUGAUGAUAUCGCCCAAGAUGCUCCAGAAGAAAACCCAAUUACCCCAUUACACCAUGCAGAUAUAUCAUCUGAUUCCUCUGAUCCUGGGGAAUGUUCUCCUGAUCACUCUGAUAUUGUUUCAUCUGUUACAGCUCUGAGAGUAGAUACAGAGUUUCCAUGUUCUAUAGAUGCCAAAUGUUUUAGACAGAACACAAAGCUUAUUAGCCAUCAGCCAGCUAGGGCAGGUGAGAGGCCAAUUCCAUGUUCUGAGUGUGGGAAAUGUUUUACAACGAAAUCACAUCUUGUGGCACAUCACAGAAGUCACACAGGUGAGAGACCAUUUACAUGCUCUGAGUGUGGAAAAUGUUUUACAGAUAAAUCAUCUCUUGUUAGACAUCACAGAAGUCACAGAGGUGAGAAGCCAUUUCCAUGUCCUGAGUGUGGGAAAUGUUUUACACAGAAAUCAACUCUUGUUACACAUCAGAGAAGUCACACAGGUGAGAAGCCAUAUCCAUGUCCUGAGUGUGGGAAAUGUUUUACAAGGAAAUUCUAUCUUGUUACACAUCAGAGAAGUCACACAGGAGAGAGGCCAUAUCUAUGUUCUGAGUGUUGGAAAUGUUUUACAUGCAAACCACAUCUUGUUAGACAUCAGAAGACGCACCGCUCUCACAAUAUGAAUAUUCAUGAACACUUAUCACGCACUUACUCUUUCCGGUCUGUGCGUUCCACCCUCACACUUCCGGUCUGUGCGUUGCACCCUCACACUUCCGGUCUGUGCGUUGCACCCCCACACUUCCGGUCUGUGCGUUCCACCCUCACACUUGCGCUCUUUCCUUUCAACAGCCACUUCCGGGUGUUGGAUCAACGCCGAGAGGAGGCAUCGCUGUGUCCGGCUGCAGCAGCGGACACCCCAGGUGUCUUUACUACAAAUCGUGCAUCCUGCAUUCUCACUGAUUCACUGAGGAUAGACAGUGACAGGAGUCACAAGGCUGGGAGGUUAAUAAAUAUCACCCUGAAGAUCAUCUACCUGCUAACUGGAGAGGGUUACACAGUAGUGAAGAAGACAUCCGGUGAGUGUCAGGCACCCAGCAGCCGUCCCCAUGUGUCAGAAGGACUGAGCAGGACCCAGAGCCCCAUCACGGUGCCUCCACCUCACUCACUGAUACACGAGAGACACAAUGACCAGAAGAUCCUGGAACUAACCAACAAAAUCAUUCAGCUGCUGACUGGAGAGGAGGAGGAGUAUAUAGAGGAACACAGGGGUCUGUACAAGGACGUGAUGAAGGAGAAUCACCGGCCCCUCACAUCACUGGAUGGGCCCAGUAACAGAGAUACCCCAGAGAGAUGUCCCCGUCCUCUGUAUUCCCAGGAUUGUACAGAGGAGAAUCACAGGACCUCACAGGAGGAUCAGGGUGAAGAGCUUACUCUUAUUAAGGCAGAUGAGGGUGAAGAGUUGUAUGUGACUGACAUGACUGCAGAAGAUAUAGAUGGAGAAGAAGAGACGUAUGUGAGAGGUGAUCAGCAGUGUAAGGAGGAAGAAAUCCCUACAGAUACCAGCACAGCAGCUGGAUGUAGCAGACGGAAUGUCUCAGAUAAUCAUCUCGUUUUAUCUCAGAAUUGUGAAAUUGAUGAUGGCAUCACCCAAGAGUCUCCUGGAGAAAACCCAAAUACCCUAAUUAUUCAUCCAGUACCUCACCGUGCAGAUAUAUCAUCUGAUUCCUCUGAUCAUGGGGAAUGUUCUCCUGAUAACUCUGAUAUUGCUGCAUCUGUUACUGCUCUGAGAGUAGAUACAGAGUUUCCCUGUUCUAUAGAUGCCAAAUGUUUUACACAGAGCACACAGCUUAUUACCCAUCAGUCACCUAAGGCAGGUGAGAGGCCAUUUCCAUGUUCUGAGUGUGGGAAAUGUUUUACAUUCAAAUCAGCUCUUGUUACACAUCAGAAAAGUCACACAGGUGAGAUGUCGUAUAUCUGUUCUGAGUGUGGGAAAUGUUUUGCUUACAAAUCACAUUUUGUUAUACAUCAGAGAAGUCACACAGGUGAGAGGCCAUUUCCAUGUCCUGAGUGUGGGAAAAGUUUUACAUGCAAAUCAUCUCUUGUUCCACAUCAGAGAAGUCACACAGGUGAGAGGCCAUUUCCAUGUUCUGAGUGUGGGAAAUGUUUUACAGUGAAAUCACAUCUUGUUACACAUCAGAGAAGUCACACAGGUGAGAAGCCUUAUACAUGUUCUGAGUGUGGAAAGUGUUUUACACUGAAAUCAGAAAUUGUUAAACAUCAGAGAAGUCACACAGGCGAGAGGCCAUAUCCAUGUUCUGACUGUGGGAAGUGUUUUACACAGAAAUCACAUCUUGUUACACAUCAGAAAGGUCACAUAGGUGAGAGGCCAUUUCCAUGUUCUGACUGUGGGAAGUGUUUUACACAGAAAUCACAUCUUGUUACACAUCAGAAAGGUCACAUAGGUGAGAGGCUAUUUCCAUGUUUGGAGUGUGGGAAGUGUUAUAUACAGAACUCAGAACUUGUUAUACAUCAAAGGAGUCACACAGGUGAGAAGCCAUAUCCAUGUUCUGAGUGUGGGAAAUGUUUUACACAGAAAUCACAUCUUGUUGCACAUCAGAGAAGUCACACAGGUGCAAAGCCAUUUCCAUGCUUUGAGUGUGGGAAAAGUUUUACAGAGAAAUCACGUCUUAUUACACAUCAGAGACUUCACACAGGUGAGAGGCCAUUUCCAUGUUCUGAGUGUGGGAAAUGUUUUACAGUGAAAUCACUUCUUGUUAAACAUCAGAGACUUCACACAGGUGAGAAGCCAUAUCCAUGUUCUGAGUGUGGGAAAUGUUUUACACAGAAAUCAGGUCUUAUUACACAUCAGAGAAGUCACACAGGCGAGAGGCCAUAUCCAUGUUCUGAGUGUGGGAAAUGUUUUACACGUAAAUUAGUUCUUGCUACACAUCAGAGAUGUCACACAGGCGAGAGGCCAUAUCAAUGUUCUGAGUGUGGGAAAUGUUUUACACAGAAAUCAGAGCUUGUUAUACAUCAGAGAAGUCACACAGGCGAGAGGCCAUUUCCAUGUUCUGAGUGUGGGAAAUGUUUUACACAGAAAUCUGAACUUGUUAUACAUCAGAGAAGUCACACAGGUGAGAGGCCAUUUCCAUGUUCUGAGUGUGGGAAAUGUUUUACACAGAAAUCAGAUCUUGUUACACAUCAGAGAAGUCACACAGGUGAGAGGCCAUUUCCAUGCUCUGCAUGUGGGAAGUGUUUUACACAGAAAUCAAAUCUUGUUACACAUCAGAGAAGUCACACAGGUGAGCGGCCAUUUCCAUGUUCUGAGUGUGGGAAAUUUUUUACCCAGAAAUCACAUCUUGUUACACAUCAGAGACAUCACAAGUGAAGUUACUCAGGCGACACUUUUUAUGUUUGCAAGUGAGAAUAUUAUAUCCAAAAGCAUAAACCUCAGUAAGCUUAGUAUGGCUCCUGUCACAGUCUCUAUUGACCUUUCACAUGACAUUGUUUCAGUUACUGUACCAUUUGCAUUCUUGUUUAUUUGUACAUUUCCUUCUGAAACUUGACAGACAAGUUCCUAAAAAUAAACUUCUCCACGAUUCACAUUUA